GCUGUUUCAAUUGAGAGAGAGCGCAUAGAGAGAGAAUUUAUUAGAAGGGUAAGGGGCAUUCCAGGAAAAGGAGGGCAACGGAUUCUACUUCAAAGAAUCUCUGUUCUUAUUGCAAUGGAGAGGGAUUUUCUUGGAGUAGGUGGGCGAAAUUCCAGGGCUUUUGUGAUGGAGGAGAACCUUGGUGGCCGCUUAGAUUCAGCCUUCUCAGUUAGUUCAGCUGUUCACUGGCCUUUUCUGAAUAGGACUUCUGCACUGCAAAAUUUUUUGUCAUUUGAGACUUCAGGAGAAGACAAACGCAAAAAAUUAUUAGUUGAACCUGCUUCGGUUGAUGCUUUUAAGGCUAGUAAUACAGUUUGUUCUGUAAAUGCUACUGAGAAAAAAAUGGGUAUGGAAAGGCAUGGAGUCACACAAUUUUCCAUGCAUGCUUCAACUCAAAGCUUCAAUUAUGAUAGCUUUACAGCAAUGUCGCAUUCUUCGAUCCCCGUUGCCAUGACUAGUCCUUUCUUGAACUCUCAUGGUUCUUCAAAUGGUACCAAUCCCACAGCCACAGCAGUAAAGCAACAACCUUUUGCAUCAGAUGCCUCUUUAGUAAAAAAUGUGGUUGGUGCCUUCACACCAAGGAAUGCGGAGAAGCCUCGGACGAAAAAUGCCCAGCUUACUAUAUUCUACGCCGGGUCGGUGAAUGUGUAUGAUGAUGUUCCAUCCCAUAUGGCUCAAGCAAUUAUGCUUACAGCAAGUAGAGAGUGUAAAACUUCUAUAAGUUCUGGACAUCCAAGAUCAGACGCAUAUGGCCUGAAUUUAACAACAGAAACUCUGAACAAUACUGCUAAUCAUUUGCAACUUUCAUGUUCUGAAAUCAAGACUGGAAUUGAAGCUGGGCUCGCCGACGAUAAGAUAGGAGCAAAGAGCAUUGCAGAGCUGAUUUUAACCAGCAAGAAUGAGCCCGGUAGAACUAUUGAGACAUGUAUUGGAGCAUCGUCUGCCACUAUCAUGCCAAGAGCUGUGCCGCAAGCUCGGAAGGCGUCUCUGGCUCGAUUUUUACAGAAGCGGAAGGAGAGAGUAAGCAACAUGAUACCUUAUUCUUCUGAGAGAAAAAACCCAGAUAGCUCCACUGUGCUUGAAGGUGCUCCUACGUCGAGCAAGUUCUCCUCCACUGAUGCCUCAAUCUCCAGCAACAAAAGCGAUUCAUGGCAAGCAGGCCAAACCAAGAGCUGCAGUGACAGUGAUGAAUCCCCCAGCACAAAAUUAGAGAUGUAGGCUUAGGCUUUGUUUGGGACAACUUUCUUAUUGCUUUCUAAAGCGGCUUUCUAAUAAAAAAAUUUUUCUUGGACUAUAAAUUUUUGUACCAUGAAGCUACUUUAGAAAACAGUAAGAAACCCAUCGCAAACAAAGCUUUAGUUUCUUAUUCAAUGGCAUAUCUAAUUCUACAAUUGUAACCUGUUUCAAUUCAUUUUAAAGCUUCUAUAAAGCAGAUGGCUUAUCUUAUCACAUUAAUGCUUGUUGAUUAAGCCUUUUAUGUAUGUGAUAAUUAUUAGAAUGGCGACUCUUCUUGCUUUACAAGAAGAGAACUUUUAUAUAGUAAUGUGUAUUUAUUUUACCUU
This is a messenger RNA of Dendrobium catenatum, 1601 nucleotides long. Its product is annotated as protein TIFY 6b. Bases 115 to 1257 code for a protein of 380 amino acids. Gene Ontology annotation, cellular component: nucleus. The record is from RefSeq and is a predicted model, not a curated record. Lineage: Eukaryota; Viridiplantae; Streptophyta; Magnoliopsida; Asparagales; Orchidaceae. Gene Ontology annotation, biological process: response to wounding; regulation of defense response; regulation of jasmonic acid mediated signaling pathway. The transcript is spliced from 7 exons.